Molecule: messenger RNA, 1344 nt
Organism: Lactuca sativa (garden lettuce)
Lineage: Eukaryota; Viridiplantae; Streptophyta; Magnoliopsida; Asterales; Asteraceae
Product: gibberellin 2-beta-dioxygenase 6
Source: RefSeq, a predicted model, not a curated record
UCUUUGUUUAUUAAACUUACAAAAACAUUCGUGCACCUGAGAUUUUGUGUGAAAAUGAUAGAGUCCAAUCAUAAUCCACCUCUCCUCCGUGACUAUACUCAACUUCUACAACGGUCUCGUGAUUCAGUUGAAACAAAGCAACGCAUUAAUUACGAACAGGAGAUGGAAGAAUGUGGCCUUCCCCUUGUGGAUCUGGGUGGGUUGUGGAGCAUGAAUGAGGAAGAGAGCGUUUCUUGUGCAUCUGAAAUAUGUAAAGCUUCCGCUGAAUGGGGUUUCUUUCAGAUUGUUAACCAUGGAAUAAGCCUGGAACUUCUUAGGAGGAUGAGAAAGGUACAGGUUGAGUUGUUUAAAGCACCAUUUGAACAGAAAAUGGCUUCCGGGCUUCUUGAUAAUUCGUAUAGGUGGGGAAACCGAACUGCUACGUGUCCAAAACAACUAUCAUGGUGUGAAGCUUUUCAUGUUCCACUUUCGAAGAUUUCUGAUGAAACUUGCUAUGGAGAGUUCAGCUCAUUGAGGGAAGUGAUGCAAGAAUAUGCUGAUGCAAUGCAAGAACUUGCAAAGUCAAUAGCCCGAGUGCUUGUGAUGAAUAUGGGUGGAGGACGAAGUUUGUGGGAAGACAACUGUAAUGAGAGCACCUGUUUCAUGCGGCUGAACCGAUACCCUUCAUGCCCCAUCUCUCCAGAGGUUUUUGGACUUGUUCCCCACACAGACAGCGAUUUCCUUACAAUUUUGCACCAAGAUGAACAUGUUGGUGGGCUUCAACUAAUGAAAGAUUCCAAAUGGGUGGCAGUAAAACCCAACCCCGAUGCCCUUGUUGUUAACAUUGGUGACCUUUUUCAGGCAUGGAGCAAUGACGUUUACAAAAGCGUGGAGCACAAAGUAACGGUGAAUCAGGAAGUGGAGAGGCACUCCAUAGCCUACUUCUUGUGUCCUUCUUAUGAAUCGUUCAUUGGUUGUUGUGAUAAAGAAAGUUCGAUUUACAGAAGGUUCACAUUUGGAGAGUACCGAAGGCAGAUUCAAGAAGAUGUUAAAGACUAUGGUCACAAGGUUGGCCUACCAAGAUUUCUUGUAUCUACCUGAGACACAUGCAUCAACCAGAGUGUGUUGGCAUGCAUCAUGGAUCUAACUUCCUGAAGUGCACUCCAUGCUCAAUAUUCUUUGAAUACUUUUACAUAAUUAUUGCAAUCAUGUCUUCAAGAUCAUUCCUGAAAAGGAAGGGGAGGGGGGAUUAAAUAUUAUUUUUGGUCAUAUAUAUAUAACAAUUAAUUAUCUCCUAUACCAUGAUAUAUAAUGUAAACGAAUAUAUGUACAAGUUAAUACAGCGUCAUUAGUAGUUAUGAGUUA